Molecule: messenger RNA, 5072 nt
Organism: Hippopotamus amphibius kiboko
Lineage: Eukaryota; Metazoa; Chordata; Mammalia; Artiodactyla; Hippopotamidae
Gene: KCTD9
Product: potassium channel tetramerization domain containing 9
Exons: 12
Coding region: 2056-3246 (396 amino acids)
Biological process (GO): protein homooligomerization; intracellular signal transduction
Molecular function (GO): protein binding
Source: RefSeq, a predicted model, not a curated record
GUGUAUGUGAAUGUUUAAUUUUUCAAAAUAAUGCCAAACUGUGAACAAAGUCAUUGCUGUAACUUGUAUCCCACCAGCAUAAAAUCUCUCAUUGAUCCAUAUCCUUUUCAACAUUAACUGUUGUCAGACUUUAAAGUUUUUUAAUAUGUUCAGUCUUCUUGACGUAGUCAUCUUUUUUAGGAGUAAAAUAAUUUUAAUUUUUUAAAGGUAUUAAACUAAAAGUGUAGGUAGAGCAGCUUGGUUCUACACUGAGUUAUUGUGAUUGGUGGGUCAGUUGGGUAAAUCGGCGUGCAUAAAUUCAACGAUUAUUUAUUGAUUGUUAUGUAAUAGAUAUUGUGGACAUUUAAAAAACAUGUUUUAAAUACAUGUGCAGAUUUUACUUUUUAAAUUUGAAUAACAUAGAUUACAGUUUGAAAAUAGUGUGUAAAGGCAAAUGAAAACUUCAUUAAACUGAUAUGUCCUGGGAGGCACAGUGUACCGUUUACUUUCCCAAUUGGUGGAUAGCUUUCUCUUGUCGUGGGAUCUGAAAUUUAGGAAGAAUUAAUAGUAGUAUAAUAUAGUGGCCAUAAACUUGAAUAGACAUGCUUUUCAAUUUACUCCAUAGAAUGCUUCCAUUCUAAGUACAGUGCCUGGGUUAUUAAAAUGGAUAAUUUCAGUGGCAUGGGAACUUCAGGUCCACACUAGGAAGCAUAACACACAUGAAGCAAACAGCCAUUGUAAGCAUGAUCAUUUCAUAAAUGCUUGACCUCUUUGAGGGCUAAAGUAAGCUUAUGUAACAGUUAGAGCUCAUAUCUUGAUAUACAAGAUUUCCAAUGUUGCUUUUUCCCCAACAGAAUUGAUAUAUAAUGAAAGGUACCUGUGCCAGGUACAUGUGUAUGUUAGAAACUUUCUCACCAACUUAAAAUCUUUUCCAGGUGUAUCGCAUUUAAAAAAAUGUGUAUAGCAUUUUAAAAUCUUAUAUUCUCAUUGGUUUAUAUAAAAGAGAUUUAAAAUAUUGUGUCUGCAGUCUUAUUUGUGAGUUAUUUCUUAGUAUGCGCAAGAGAGUCAGCUAAAGUGGUCUUGCUGAAAACAAAUGGCAAAAAUGCCUUUCAAACGAAAAACAAGUAUGUUGGCUCAACUUAAGGGAAAUUUUCACAUUUGCAGUAUAAGAUUCUUUACAGUACUUUCAGUGCUGUUUUCUCUAAUUGAUGGCCCUUUAGUUAUUUCGUUUAAAGAAGAUUGUGCAUUACCGGAUUACUUGUCAACUGCUAAAAUAAUUCUUAUUUGUAAAUCUAGUAUCUAAAGCUAUGGAGACCUUAAGUUAUAACUUUUUCCCCUUAUUGCAUAAAUAAUAGAAGUUCGUUGUAACAAAUCUGUAGAACGAAACAAAAACUUACAAGGGAACCUUAAUUCUACUAUCCAAAGAUAGCCACUUCCCAUAGUUACAUGAACUAUAUGAACAUCACUUUAGAAUUGCAUUUCUACUAUGUACUUUUUAAACUUAAUGUCAGUGGAAAAGACAAAUAAACAUAGCUGAAACACAAAAAAGGUGUGUCCUCAUUCAAUACUCUGAAAGUGAUAAAAAUUUCAUCUGACAUUCAAGAAACAUUGAUGAAAGAUCUACUAUAAAGCAGAUACCGUGACACUUAACAGGAUCCUUUUUAAACUGGCUGCAGUUCUUUUCUGAAUGUCCAGAGAUUUGGGUAGUACAGGGAUGUACUUCUUCAGUGCUGCUCACCAGCAUUACAAGGGAUUAUUGAUUACCUAAAUUCACAGGAUGAAUAACAACUUUUUAGAAGUUAAAAAUUUUUUAUUAAACCUUUAUAGUCUAGAUAGGACAUCAGGUUAGAAAAUAUUUGGUGUAGUGAUAAUGUUCAAGACUCUGUGAGGGCUUCUUUAAGUGAUCAUAAAGGUGAACUCAGUUUGCAUCUAGAAUGUGCUCCUUAGUAGUUUUGCAACCUACAAAGAAACACCUGUUGUACUUUGAUUGCCCUGAAACUGCUAAACUGUGUGAUGUGUGGCUUUUUUUUUUAAAUCUUACAGUCAAAUUUUACUUUAGUGGGGAAGAAAAGAAAGAUGGUAACUACUCAACCUUCCAUACAGAACAACAAACAGGGUUUUGAGUCACUCUACCACUUUGUGAUGGUGGUCGCUGUAUAUGGAACUUUAUCUGAUUUGCUUUCUGUGGCCAGCAAUAAACUCGGCAUAAAAGCCACCAGUGUGUAUAAUGGGAAAGGUGGACUGAUUGAUGAUAUUGCUUUGAUCAGGGAUGAUGAUGUUUUGUUUGUGUGUGAAGGAGAACCAUUUAUUGAUCCUCAGACAGAUUCUAAAGUACCUGAAGGGUUGUUAGGAUCUCACACAGACUGGCUAACAUUAAAUGUUGGAGGGCGGUACUUUACAACCACACGGAGCACUUUAGUGAAUAAAGAACCUGACAGUAUGCUGGCCCACAUGUUUAAGAACAAAGGUGUCUGGGGAAAUAAGCAAGAUCAUAGAGGAGCUUUCUUAAUUGACCGAAGUCCUGAAUACUUUGAACCCAUUUUGAACUACUUGCGUCAUGGACAGCUCAUUGUAAAUGAUGGGAUUAAUUUAUUGGGUGUGUUAGAAGAAGCAAGAUUUUUUGGUAUUGACUCAUUGAUUGAACACCUAGAAGUGGCAAUAAAGAAUUCUCAACCACCAGAGGAUCAUUCACCAAUAUCUCGAAAGGAAUUUGUCCGAUUUCUGCUAGCCACUCCAACCAAAUCAGAAUUGCGUUGCCAGGGUUUAAACUUCAGUGGUGCUGAUCUUUCUCGUUUGGACCUUCGAUACAUUAACUUCAAAAUGGCCAAUUUAAGCCGUUGCAAUCUUGCCCACGCUAAUCUCUGCUGUGCAAAUCUUGAACGAGCUGAUCUCUCUGGAUCAGUGCUUGACUGUGCAAAUCUCCAGGGAGUCAAGAUGCUCUGUUCUAAUGCAGAAGGAGCAUCCCUGAAACUGUGUAAUUUUGAAGAUCCUUCUGGUCUUAAAGCCAAUUUAGAAGGUGCUAAUCUGAAAGGUGUGGAUAUGGAAGGAAGUCAAAUGACAGGAAUUAACCUGAGAGUUGCUACCUUAAAAAAUGCAAAGUUGAAGAACUGUAACCUCAGAGGAGCAACUCUGGCAGGAACUGAUUUGGAGAAUUGCGACCUGUCUGGGUGUGACCUUCAAGAAGCCAACCUUAGGGGUUCCAAUGUGAAGGGCGCCAUCUUUGAAGAGAUGCUGACACCACUACAUAUGUCACAGAGUGUCAGAUGAGAAUCCUAGGACUGGAGGAAGAUGCCGAAGACGAAAAAUGUUUUCCGUGUCACUUUUCUUUCUCCAUCCACUCAGUUGUCUAGAAGAAGUAACACUGUAAGGAAAUUUUUAAAAAAACACAAAACAUUUAGAGGAUUAUGCUUGUUCUCAGAGGUGCAUAAGGGGAAAAAAGUGACUUUUUUUCCACAUUCUGAUUUUAACAGAAGCACUCAUUUUAAUAGAUGUGGGGAAGCUAGAUUAGAUUGCUGCCUUUUGAGUGGAGUAGGGGAUCUGCCUGGCUUUGUGACCAGGAAUAGUAUCUAUUAUAUUUGCUUUUGAAUAGGGAUGAUGUGGAAAUACCAUCUUGGUUUGAAAUGCAUUUGAGGACUUUAAUUUAUGAAAAGCACAACAUAUGCAGUUAUAUUUAUUGAAUCUGUAGAUGCAGUAUGGAUAUUUAAAUUGUUAAACUUUAUGACAAUUUUGAAAAGGUUGUUCAGGUUUAUAAAUAUCAAUAGCUUUAGGGAUGCCUGCCCUACUUUAAAUACCCAUCACACCAUGUGAAUAUGGUGAGAUCAGACUCCCCAAGGCUCUCUUUUCAGGUUCAUCUUUAUAAUUUUUCUUUUAAGAACAAAACAGUAGCUCAGUUAAAGAAAUCCUCUGUUACUGAUUGAGACAGAGUAGAGGAAACAGACAUUGUUGUAUAUCAUUGUCAGCUUAAGUUACAGUGGAACUCUCUGGAUGGAGGAAGGAUUUACCUACAGCUCCAGCUUUUAAAUGAGCAUUCCUUAGGAUUUCAUUCUAAGCAAGUUCCACUUAAUGCCAGACCAGGCAAUUUUAUCUAUUUACACUACUAGCCUGGUUUCCUCCUGUACAGUCAAAACAAGCAUCGGAAGAUAGUUCAAAAGCAAAAACCAAGGUGCAUGAUUGACAUUCAUUUAUUUCAAAUGCUAAGUAGUUUAAACAGGCCAGCUUGGAAAUAGGUAUUAAAUCCCAGUCCACUGCAAUCAACUAUAAAAUAUGAAUGCAUGUGGCAAAUUCACCUUUUAGAAGUCAGCAUAAUAUAAUUGCAACUCAACCCCUACAAUGGGGAAUGAGGAAUUUUAAACUGACCAUUUGACUACAGUUAUCAAAAAACUUAAAUGAAAAUAAAGGCAGUUGACUGGUCCAAGAUGUAAUGCCAAUCAGUCAGCACCUGUGGUUCUUAUAUUUCUGGUUUCUUUUGUUUUAAUAAAUUUUAGCCUGGCUUUUGUGAGUCAUUAUCUCUGCAGCAGCAGGGGCAGGGCCUGUACUUCCUUACCAGUAACCGGCGUCCUUACGUCUGCCCCAAGAGCAGGGAUGUAAGCUGUGUCCACAUGGCUUCUGAAUUCUAGAGACUCAUCGGUUUGAGGCAAGGAAUCAUUAAAAACCACUUUGUCUCCUUUGGGAGAAUGACAUGUCUUCAAUAUUUACGUAGCUUAUUCUUCUAUAUAUACAUAUGCAAAGCUUUCCUUAACAGUAAAGGGUACAUAUGCAUAGUGGGAGGAGAUCAUACCUUUACAGGUGAAGGAAAGCAACUUCAGAAAUGAAUUAUUUUCUUUGCUUUAUUAUUUUUACCAAGACAGAGAAGUAUUGUAUUGAGAGAUAUCUAUUUUCAUAAUCAAUAUGUGCCUAAAUUAUAUUUAAAUCAUUUCACUCUGUACUAUAUUUUGAAUAAUUAUAGAAUGUGUUGUUCAUCCACUUAAGGGUACCUCUGUAGACAUAACCUAAAGCUGCAGAAGAAUCUGAAAGAUCCAAACAUGAUAUGCUUGGAAAUACAGAUUUUGGAUCUAAUGUAUACUGCAUUAAUAAAUGAUGUGAAAUGUUGAAAA